AUGACCUCCGAACAGCAAAUGGAAUAUUGUAGUGAAUGUAAUGCAAUUGCUACAUGGUACUGCGUUCAGGAUAAUGCUAAUUUUUGUGAUCAACAUAAUAAUUUUGCACAUUUACUUAAAUCACAAAAGUUACAUAAAUUUGUCUCUAUUGAUGAAAAAGCUGUUACUAUCGAAAAUCAAACUGCUAAACCAUUGAAUUGUAAAGCUCAUCACAUGCCACUUUCUUUAUAUUGUUUAUUUUGCAAGGAUGUUUGUUGUGUUGCAUGUAUAUCGGUUAAUAAUCAUAAACAACAUAGUGAUCAAGUAAAAUCAGUUGUUGAUGUGGCAAAAGGAGAAAAAAAUAUAUUGAACAAAUAUCUUGAGAAAAUUCGAAAAUUACAGACUACAUUUGCGGAUGAAUUAAGUCAAUUACAACAAGCACUUAAAAAUAUUGACAUUAUUGAAUCAAAAACUAAUCAAGAUAUUGACAAACAAUUUGAUCGGAUUAUGACAUGUGUAGAAAAUAGACGAAAAGUAUUGAAACAACGAUUAAAAGAAACAUCUCAAACAUGUCGCAAUAAUAUGCAUGCGAAACAAGAAGAUCUUAAUAAUAUUAAUUCGAGUUUAAAAAAAUGUUUAGAAGAUGGAAGACACACAUUAACACUCAAUGAUUAUGCUGCAUUGACUCGAUCCAAAGCUAUUAUUGAUAAAAUUAAAAAUCUUGAAAAUGAAAAUGUUGAACACUAUCAUUGUGAUCAUCUAGUUGAUUCUAUUUCAUUUCAUAUCUCGAUUCAAACUAUUCUCGAAAUGAUUGAUACUUCAGGAAUUGUAGGAGAAAUACUUGCACCAUCAUUUGUAAAAGAAAAAUGUAAACUUGGUCGUACCUAUCUCGAAAUUGAAUGGGAAUCAAUUCAAUGUGAACCACCAAUCACAGCUUACAUAUUGGAAAUCUAUCGUGGUUUGGAAACCAAAUAUCAUCUGCAAGGUUUAAAAUCAAAUACAUCUUAUAUAUUUCGUUUGUGUGCAUCUUAUGAGAAACAAAUUGGAAAGACUACUCUACUAUCAUUAAAAACGUUAAAUUUCGACUUAAAUAACUGGACAUUAUCUGUAUCUUCAUCAUACGCACCAUUGAAUGCUGAAAACACACGUGAAUCAUUAUUAGAUGGACUGUUUACAACAGGUGCUGCAACUUCGUACAGCUAUGGUAGUGAAUGGAUCAAAGCUACAUUUUCACGCCCUGUUCCAGUAGCUAGUGUAACAAUUGCACCACUACAUAAAAAUCCUAAAGUAUGGAAUCCACAAAAUGGUAAUUCUGGCACUUUACAAUAUUCUCAUGAUGAUAACAACUGGAUAACAGUUGGAACUAUCGCUUAUGUUGGAAUGCAGCACCAAAAAAUUGAGAUCGAUAACAUAACAGCUCAAUAUUGGCGAUUGUGUCACGAUUGGUGUCUUGGUACAAGCAGUUUUUUGUUCAAAUAA
Molecule: messenger RNA, 1458 nt
Organism: Rotaria sp. Silwood1
Lineage: Eukaryota; Metazoa; Rotifera; Eurotatoria; Philodinida; Philodinidae
Source: the annotation of a GenBank genome assembly